This is a messenger RNA of Gilbertella persicaria, 903 nucleotides long. RefSeq lists its product as uncharacterized. The record is from RefSeq and is a predicted model, not a curated record. The annotation marks the transcript as partial. The transcript is spliced from 2 exons. Lineage: Eukaryota; Fungi; Mucoromycota; Mucoromycetes; Mucorales; Choanephoraceae. Gene Ontology annotation, molecular function: nucleic acid binding; zinc ion binding.
GUGUCCCUCAUCCACAACGAUAUCACUUCUCACCCAGAAGAGAAUGAUGAUAUUACCCGUAUUCUGCAAACCAGAAUUUAUCGCUCCUCUCGCUCAGACGGAGCAUACCUUUUCAAUGUUACUGAAUGUAAAAAACAGUAUACUGAUCAACAGUGUAUGGUCGAGUUGAAGAAACAACACCCCAAAGUACACGCUUGUAUGGCUCUUAGUGAUGGAGCAAUUCGUUACCUCGAAGUUUACGUGACUGAUGCCAACGACGUAAAUGACAUCGCUCGAACUGGUAUCAAUUUCAGUGAAGCAAAGCUGCAAGUACUUCCUUGCAAAGCGAUUGCCGACCAAUCACAGGUCAUUAGGUUAAAGCUCUCUCAUUUGCCUAUGUUUACUUCAGAAGAGGUGCUCAGUGGGCUUAAUACUAGUUUAGCAAUUUUUGGAACCAUAGGUAGCGGAUAUGUAGUACUUGACGUAUAUCAGCCCAAGAAUACUCCUCCCUCCAUGAAGUUUCAACAGCUAAGUCACCAGGUUAAUUGGAUGGAAUCAAGUACUGAAGUCUUCCGAGCCACUUGGAACAACAUGCCUAUCACUACAAUGCCAACGUGGUGCCGAUAUUGCCAUCAAGAUGGUCACACCAAAUUUACUUGUGAAACUUCUAGAGCUCGCAUUUUAUGUUACUCCUGCCAUGAACAAGGACACCGAUCUUACGAAUGUCCCCGAAAGUAUUCGACAAACAUCUUAAACAAGAAACAGAACAGAAAAACAGGCAAGUCUCUUGAACGUAAGAUCACCAACCGUGCGCAGUCAGUCGAGUCCCCAGCACCUAAGGAAGACCAACCUCAUGUCACUGCAAUGAGUAAUACUCCAGAGAAAGAACACUCAGAGAAAGAGGAUCCAAACGAAGAGGACAUA